GCCACGAACGACAGCAAGAAUACCUCCUUGAAAAAUUCUGUUGAACAAGCCAACCGGAGUCAGUUCAAGUUCUGCAAAAAUUUACGUAAACGCAUUGAAAUCCACAGUAAUUUUUCACCUUCACCUGGACAGAGAUAACUGUUGUUAAAAUUAUGUAAACUGCUGUUUCAACCCGUAGCUAGUAACUUUUUCUCCUAGAAAACAAACAAAUGGCGGAAACGUGCAGAAGGAAACUCGAAGCUUCCGUUUUAAUCUUAAGCUUCUUCUUUCAAAGCGGUAUCAUUAUUCCUAUUUCCUCUGAAUGUUCCGAAAACAAAUAAAUGGCGGAAACGUGCAGAAGGAAACUCGAAGCUUCCGUUUUACUCUUAAGCAUCUUCUUUCAAAGCGGCAUCAUUAUUCCGAUUUCCACUGAAUGUUCAGGUCAAGAAUGCCGAUCCAUUGUUUUCAAAGAACCCAUACAGGAAAAAGUCAUGAAAGACCACUUGAUUAGGCUUGAAGAGGUGCUCCAUCAAGGCAGCUGUAAUGUGCUGUGUUAUUCGGAGCCCAAUUGUGUGUCCAUAAAUGUUGGGCCUUCACAAGGAGGGAACUACAUUUGUGAGUUAAACAAUGCUUCGAACGAAAGCCCAGGCUCGUCCGACCUUCAGAGCAAACAAGAUUAUACCCAUCUCAGUAUCGAGAAUUCCUGCAGCAGCAGUCCCUGUUUCAACAAUGGCACAUGUCAAGUUGGAUACACUGAUAAAGGAUUUCGCUGUAAAUGUCCUUUAGGAUUCACUGGUGCAAUCUGCAGCAAAGCCUGCAGCUUUGACUUUGAAGAUGGAAUCGGCGGGUGGGAAAUGAUAGGCAGAGCUUUCAUUUACCAGCCUACAUUUGGUGACAAUCCAACAUAUCGCCGCAGAGAAAGCGCCAAUCUGCAAGGGGACUGGUGGAUAGGGGGAGCUGAGAAACGGCCCAGUGAGAACGAUACCGCCGGGGUUCAGCAUUCAGAUGGACCCGAUGUACCCCAAGGAACUCUCACCUCACCUUGUUUUCGUAUCGUUGGCAAUACUAUCUCGUUUCUCAUCGGUGGGGGAUGUGACUUAGGUAAUGUUCGUGCAGAGCUUAUUGUUGACAACCAGGUCGUCAGAAAUGAGACAGGGAAUUGUUCAGAGACAAUGUUCCGUAAGAGCUGGGACGUAGAGGAGUUUAUUGGUCAAUAUGCGCAAGUCAGACUUGUAGAUGAGAGUUCUGGUGGUUACGGUCAUAUCAACUUUGAUGACCUUAAAGGAGAUAUCAUUUGUCCUCACGAUUUAGACGAGAUAAACUGAAAAGACAGCGGCUCUUGAAACUGACACAUCACCUCAAGUGAGAAUUUUUAAAAAUAGUCACCUUGAAAGUAUGAUUAAACAGCUUUUGACGUAAUAGUUGCUUUGUGCUGGCAUAAAUAGGCACAAAUCACUCUGUUUUUUCAGCAGUAGCAAAGCAUUUUGAAACAAUUUUAGCACAUGUCUGUGAAGGCUAUAGUCAUAUAAUCCAAUUGUUAUAUCGGUUUGCUGCGAGAAUAAGGAGAUUCAAUUACUUUAGAUGCUAGCAAUCGCAUAUCAAAGUGUUUUAUUCGUUGAAACGUCUUUUGAAGGCAUUA
Molecule: messenger RNA, 1618 nt
Organism: Stylophora pistillata
Lineage: Eukaryota; Metazoa; Cnidaria; Anthozoa; Scleractinia; Pocilloporidae
Source: RefSeq, a predicted model, not a curated record